CGACUGCUGAUGACGUCACGCGGUCUGAAAGGGUUGUCGCGUUUCAGCACCGUACCUUGUAGCAGCUGUUCCGAGAAGCGAGGGGCUCUGCGGCCUUUACGCGCUGUUCUAAGGUGAUGGUUGUCUUUAAGCAGCGAUGUGAAACAAAGCGGUCAACACUCCGAGUAGUCGGACCGCUUCCAGCGUAACAUCCACAGCCCAUCAUCAGCCCCCCGCCCCGACGGACACUUCCAGGCUUGAGAGAAUGAAGUGUCUGAUAACAAGGAACUUUAAUCCAAAGAAUUCAUCUCACUUGCUUCAAAGGCUGUUCUCCCAGAAGCCAUUGCCAACUUUAACGCUCUUUACAAAGGAGCAGUGUCCAUUGUGCGACAGUGCAAAAGAAGUCCUUGAACCAUAUAAGCACAGAUAUAUUUUCCAACAGGUUGAUAUCACGUUAUCUGAGAACAAAGUGUGGUAUAACAGAUACAGGUAUGACAUCCCUGUCUUCCAUUUCAACGGACGGUUCCUGAUGAAGCACGGAGUCAACACGGCCUUACUGGAGCAGCAGCUGUCUGAGGCAGAGAGGGAAAGAUGAUAUCAGCCAUGGACUCUAUCGAAGAGUUACUGAAAUGUCUUCCAGAACAACGAUUGUAACUGUUGAAAUGACAAAUAAAUACUGUUGGCAUGAAUG
This is a messenger RNA of Lampris incognitus (smalleye Pacific opah), 670 nucleotides long. RefSeq names its product chromosome 2 C5orf63 homolog (gene c2h5orf63). The record is from RefSeq and is a predicted model, not a curated record. The transcript is spliced from 5 exons. NCBI's taxonomy places the organism in Eukaryota, Metazoa, Chordata, Actinopteri, Lampriformes, Lampridae. Bases 245 to 574 code for a protein of 109 amino acids.